GGCCGAGCUUCGCGCCGCUUCUUCUCUUCCUUCUGCUGCUGCCGCCGGCGUUGCGCGUGCCCGGGCGUGGGCUCCAAGCGCGCUCCCGUCUCUCUCUCUCUCUCUCUCUCUCUCUCCUCCGCCCGGCCAGACUCAACGAGGCUCGGAGCCUGAGAAAGCAGCAGCAGCGGCGGCGGCGGCUGAUGUUGCAACGCCCGGCCGCCCGCUCCAGCUGCGCCUCCGGCCGCCCCGCCGAGCCUUGGAUGGGGGGUCUCCUUCCUGGCCCCGCCGAGGCCCUCUGAGCAGCCGCAGCCCAGCGCUUAAGCCGGGAGCCAGACUCCGCGAUCUCUUCCCAAGCUCCGCUGGGCUCGCCUCUCUCUCUCUCUCUCUCUCUCUCUUUCUUUCUUUCUCUCUCUCCCUUCCUUCCUUCCUUCCUUCCUUCCUUCCUUCCUUCCUUCCUUUCCCGAUCCGAUGUGAGCCGCUUUUUUUUUUGGGCUCGGUCCGGAUUGAAGAAGCGCCUGGUUGGGUUGAGUUGGGUUGGGUUGGGUUGGGUUGGGUUGAGAAGGACCGCAAGCGAUCGGAGAGAACGACGGCGGGGAAGCCGAGGAUCGACUGACACCCGCACACACACACCUCCAGAUCCCACCAGAUCUCUCCCCCAACCCACCCAAGGCCGGGAGAAGGGUCGGUGGGCGCUGCUGCCUCUGCCCCAGGAGGGGGCUUGUCUAGGGGCGACCCCCGGGGGCUCCUCUGCUCGCCCCCCCGACCCCCUUUGCCUCUUGGCUAAGAAGAAGAAGAAGGAAGGAAGAAGAAGGAAGGAGGGGAGGGGUCCUUGGCGCGGAUCCCAUUGAUGCCCCAUCCCCGGGGGAGCCUUCCUGCCCGGCGCCUCGACCCCAAUUAACUUUCCCCCAAAUCUCCCCCCCCUCAACCGGGCGAAGAAAAGUCACCGAUGGCCGGGCCAAGACAGCAGCUGAGCUGGCUCCGGAGCUGGUGGACUACCGGCGUGUGUUUGGCGACCCUGGCCUUUCCAGGCCUCUGGGCUCAGAAGGUGCUCGUCAAUGAGACGGUCUCCGGCUUCAUCGGGACCGAUGUGGUCCUUCAUUGCAACUUGGUCAAGAUCAACCACACGAGGAUCACCCAAGUUACCUGGCAGAAAGCCAGCAAUGGCUCCAAGCAAAAUGUGGCCAUCUACAACCCCGUCAUGGGCGUCUCCAUCCUGCCCCCCUACGAGGAGAAAGUGGUCUUCCAGAGCCCUUCCAUCACCGAUGGGACCAUCAAGCUGUCCAACCUCCAGUUGGACGAUGAAGGGAUCUACAUCUGUGAGUUUGCCACCUUCCCUACCGGAAACCGGGAAAACCAACUCAAUCUCACUGUAUUGGCCAAACCAGUGAACCGGAUGGAGGUCACCACGAGACCACUGAUUGCCAGGGCUGGCAUGACGGAGAAGAUCCUGGUGGCCACCUGCAUAUCCUCCAAUGGGAAGCCUCCCAGCACUGUGAGUUGGGACACGAAGCUGAAAGGCGAGGCGGAAUUCCAGGAGAUCCGCAAUGAGAAUGGCACCUUCACGGUGAUCAGCCGCUACCGUCUUCUACCAAGCCGGGAGGCCCACCAACAGCAGCUGAAGUGUGUGGUCAACUACCAGUUGGAGCGUUUCACGGAGAGCAUGACCCUCAACGUGCUGUACGAACCCGAGGUCAGGAUCGAUGGUUUUGACAGCAACUGGUACCUCAACCGCAAGGAUGUGAAACUGACCUGUCUAUCGGAUGCCAAUCCUCCCGCUACUGAGUACCAAUGGAAGCUGCUGAACGCCUCGUUGCCCGACAGUGCCGAAAUUCAAAACAGCACUCUGUUCUUCAAAGGACCGGUCACGUACAGCCUAUCCGCAACAUAUAUCUGUGAAGCCACCAAUACCAUCGGCACCCGAUCUGGACAAGUGGAAGUGAAUGUCACAGAAUUCCCCUACACCCCGUCUCCACCGGGCACAUCCGUGGCGCAUCCAACCAUCCCCACCGCCGUGAUUGGGGGCGUGGUGGGCGGAGCCUCGUUGGUCGUAGUGGUGGCCGUGGUCGUCCUUAUGGUGCUCCGUCACCGGCGACACACUUUCAAGGGCGACUACAGCACCAAGAAGCACGUCUACGGCAACGGGUACAGCAAGGCGGGCGUCCCUCAGCAUCACCCACCCAUGGCCCAGAAUCUUCAAUAUCCUGACGAUUCGGACGACGAGAAAAAACCCGGCCCGCUGGGCAGCAACAGCUACGAGGACGAAGAUGACGAUGGCGCAGGGGUGGAACGGAAACACCGGUCCUGUCCCAACAAGUACGAGGAGGACUCCAAGCGGCCUUACUUCACGGUGGACGAGGGCGAAGCCCGCUCUGAAGCCUACAACGAACGGACACUUGGAUUCCAGUAUGACCCCGAGCAACUGGACAUAGCUGAUAACAUGGUCUCUCAGAAUGACGGGUCUUUUAUUUCCAAAAAAGAGUGGUAUGUGUAGCUUAGUCCACCUCCUCCCCUUUCUUGCCCUCUCUUCGCCGACCACGUCUUGCCUCCGUGCCCCAGGGCUGCUGGCUACUCCGCAGAGCCCCCGUGUGCCUUGUCACACGUCCAGAGCCCCCUGCCCACCCAACCCACGCACAUCCAGAGACCUCCAUCCGCUGGGGAAGUGGGACGCAGUACAGGGACACUUGGGAAGCCAACGAGAACUUCCACUACUUUGGGGGCACCCCGGAGGAGGCAAAGCAGGGGAGUUGUGGGGGACGGGAGGGAUGUUGCUUGGCUUAAUGAAUUUAUUUUUUUCCUUGGGGAGAGGACCGCAAUGUUUCUUUUCCCCUGCUUAAUUUUCUCCGACAGAGAUUGGUCCCUUACUGUGUCGUUUGUACUGAUCAGUGGUGGCUUUGAUGUUAAUACUUUAAUUAUUAUUGCCUGUCUUUGUAUAGUAUACCGAUCCCACCCCAUCUACACCUCCUGGUUGCAACUUAAAAAGUGUCUUCUUGGUCAGCCUUCUAGGCUCCUCUCACCCUCCCACCUCCCUUCAAAAACACUGGAAUUUGUUGAUUGUCUUAACUUUGGGGAAGGGAGGGGGCCAGGGGCAUACAUCCCCCCCACCCGCCAUGGACUUUGGAAGGCAAGGUGGGGCUUGGAGGCUGCAGACACCGAAAGCACAAAAACACAGAAUCGGGGCUGAGAGCUUUUGCUCCUUUCCGACUACCCUGGAUCUCUGGGGGCCUGUAUCUUCCUUUCAGCAUCUUCGCUGCGGCCAUUUCCCACAAUGCACUUGUGGUGGGAAGAGAACAAUCACCUGCCUUUAUCCGUGGCCACCAAAAACAAAACAAAAAACCCAGACUCGACUUCAUCUUCAGAAGAACCUUUGGGGAAAGGAAGAAAGAAAAAAACAAACAAAUGAGUGCAUGAUAUCCAGGGAGGAGAAGUGUAAUAAGUGUGGGUCUCUCUCUUUUUUUUUUGUUGUUGUUGUUGUUAUUGUUUCGUUCUUAAUUAUGAUUUUAAGAGAGAGGUUCAGGGUCUGUCAAGGAUUUGCAUGCCACAUUAUUAUUAUUUUUUCCCCCCUUCGUUUGCUCCUGGAUCCGACAUCUUUGUCGAUGGGGACCUUCUUAGAUUCACUUGCCUGAGUCCAUUCCUACCAGUUUCUCAUUCCUGGAACUGUCGAUUAGUAAACAGACUAGCGAGAAGUUGCUUGUUCUCCUUCAUCAAGUCUCGGUGUUUAAUGUUGGGAGCCCGGUGAAGCUUAACAGGCUGAAGACCAGCUAUUGUGCGCAUACUGGAGGCUCCCAAUCCAGUCACUAGCUCUUCCAAUUAAAUAGCCUCAAGUGGCAAGCAAAGAGAGACCUGUGUGAAGCUAGGAAAAAAUGUAUUUUUAUUUGGAGCUGAAAUCCUAACUGCUCUGUUGGAACACUUUAAGUUGGCCUGUAUGGGGUUUUUUUUGUUUUUUGUUUUUUUGGGGAGGAACCAAAUUUGAAAUGGCUUGAAUGUUCCAUCACAACUAAUUUUUAUUUUAUUUUUUUAAAUGUUCUGUUGGAGCAAAACGUGAGCUAUUUUAUGUGGCUGACCAUUAGAAACAGCCACAGCUGCUGCUCCUUUUGUUUUUCAUUCCAGGAUCACAAAAAAUAAGUGGGCGAGAGGCCCAAAUGCAGAAUGCUAUCGGCUACCCCAGUUGUAGAAAAAUUGGCGAAGGGCAUGAUUUUUAAAACUUCAUUGGAAGCUUUCAGAUAAAUCCCAUAGGGGAGAAAUAAAUGGAAACAAGGCUUUGCUUUUACCAAAUGAAACAACUGUUGGGAUUAGCAUCUGUUAUCAACAAUGGCCCACCCUUCCCCAACGGGGGUGAGGGAGAGGGAAGGAGGGAAAGAGAGAGAGAAAGAAAGAAAGGGAGCAGAGAGAGAGAGAGAGAGGAGAGAGAGAAAUAAUUCAUAGGCUGUCUUCGCUACCUUUAAAUAAAACUUUUGAGUUGCUCAGCCAACAGAUUACAAGAGAAACAGUUCCUUAAAAUUCCUUUCAAUUAGUACAUCUUUCUUAAUGUUUUGAAAUGUUAAAACAUUUAAGGCUGAUGGAGUGGGGUUUUUUUUUUCUAAGAAAUAAUUACGGUGUCUAAUUUUAUGUUGGCACUGUUUUGUUUUGAUUUCUUUCAAUCUGCCAGCCAUGUGCAACUCUUAACAAAACAUCAUCUGUCCUGAUGCUUCUGCUUGCGUGUAGGAGUAGCUGCCGUUGUAAAAGACAAGAGCAGGGGAGACCCACCGUGCUUCACAAUUGCAUGAGUAGCUCAAACAGAGCAUGACGGAGCGCACCAAUGCGCCAACAUUCAGCAGUUCCACCAAGCCAACAUUAAACACCAGUUCAGUCGUGUUUGUGGGGUCCUUUUGUGCUCUCUGAACUGGGUUGUUUUCUGGCAGACGUUUCAUUACCCAACUAGGUAUUAUCAUCAGUGCUAGAAGGGAGUGGGGAGAGCAAACACACACACCCCUUUAUAACACUGAUGAUGUUACCUAGUUGGGUAAUGUAAUGCCUGCAAGUAAACAGUCAAGCUCAGAGAACACCAAGGACUACACAGCUCAACCCCGAGCUACAAAUUUUCUCUUUUAUGCUCGUUUUUAAAUUUGUAGACUCGGCAACAUUAGCAUCCCUUGGUGUUGUGACCCCGACUCCCGAGCCUGUCCUAACAGAGGAAGAGGACUCAGAAGGUGAUGGGGAGGAACUGAUAAGGCCUCCCUCUCCAGGACCCUCCUCUCUGGCAAUGCCUCAGGUUCCAUCCGAAGGCCAGGAGGAACAGCCUGGGAUGUGCCAGGAGGAAAGCAUAUCGGAACAACAACAGAUAGGGAGCGAGGAUGAUGAAUCCUGGCUUGAUCCCAGGCAGCGUCGGAGGGAGAAGCGUGCGCAGCAACGAAAGAGGUGUGGGAGGGCCAGAGAUUGAGCUGAGUCACAGAGCCACACCCCACAAGGAAUAAAAGUGGGUGUGAUUGCUCUUCAGACUUUGUGACGGUCAAAGUUAAAAACCUGAGAGUGACAUCGCAUUACCUGGAAUCUGGCGUGUACAUAUUUGGAUUGGACCUUGGCUAACUCUUGCUUCGUGGAUUACUUUUUGCUACUGGACCAGACUGAGGAUAAAUGCUCUCUUGCUUACUGUGAGUGAAAACUGACUUGGCAGGCAUUACGCAGUUUACUGCCAAAACUCUUAUCUGCAAGGGUUUCUAGUCUGAUUGCUUAAUUAAAAACUUGGCAGGCAUGCCUGGUUGUGUGUUUGCCUGUGUGGGGAAGGGGGACAGAACCCUUGGUGUCAAGCGAGCAAGUGUACCUGCGCACAGAUACACACCCAGAGAGAAUUGCAUUACCUGCCUGCAAAAUAAAGCACAGUGUGGUCUUCAUAGAAGCCUCCCAUUCUCCCGUCUGGAUGAUGCCAACUUUCCCAUAGCAAGAUUUACUUCCAACAAAAUGCAUGAUGAUCUUAGCCAGGUGAGCUGGCAUUUCUGCAGCUUAAGCAAGGCUCCUUCUCUGUUUAAUUCCUUCUUUCUUUUCAACCCUUCAGUAGUCCCUUAUCAACCGUCCGUUCUAAAAUCUUAAGCACAGGAACAGGACUGGCUCCUUUCCGCAGGACCGUCUGGGUCACUAGCAUGAAAUAAAAUGCCUGCAAUUAAGAAAUAAUAAUAAUAAUACUACUACUAAUAAUAAUGGAGGAACCUGGAUCAAAGUUUUGAUCUGCUCAGGAUCCGAGGUGAUCAAAACAUAGGUGGCUACUCUAGGUGCAAUCUGCACAUCUGAGACUCCUGUUUGUGAUGCACAGUGUACCGAAACUAUAGGUUGUAGCUCAUUGAGUAAAAAACACAACAUUCCUACUUGCUCUGUAAGGAUUUCUGCUUUCGUGUCCAGAUCUCUUAAAUCUCCACAUGUUGCCAACAUCUGGUCCUUCUCAUUUACUCGGAUUCCCCCGAAGAAGAGAUUUGUUUAGCUUCCCCUGAGCACAGCUUAAUCCUAUCCCCUUGAAGAUUUGGUACGGUAACGUAUUUACAUUUUUUGGGAGACUUCUGAUUGGUGGGACUAGGACCCAUGUUUUCAAAAGCUUGAAGGAUGAGUUGAUUGGAAAACCACACUUCCUCUAUCCUCAGAUGGAUAGCUAUUUUUGGCACCCGGGAGUUAUAGUCCAAGGUUUUGGAAGAUGACACAGGUGGAUGGGCUCUAAGGUAGCCCCAUUGAGGUAGCAAUUCUGUUUCAGCUGUAAGUUUGCCUUUACAAUCCUGCCUUUUGCUCCCUGAAAAACUAUAGAAUGCAAGCAGCCAGAGCUACCCAUGAAUAGUCUCAAACAGUAGCUUUAUUGUUAGUCACAUAUGUUACAGGAAUAACAGAGUUGGAAGGGGCCUUGGAGAUCUUCUAGUCCAACCCUCUGCUCAAGCAGGAAAAACUGUGACAUUUCAGACAAAUGGUUGCCCAGGCUCUUCUUUAAAAACCUCUAAUGUUGGAGCACUUCUGGAGGCAAGUUGUUCCACAGAUGAAUUGUUCUCACAGUCAGGAACUUUCUCCUUAGUUCUAGGUUGCUUCUCUCUUUAAUGAUCUUCUACCAGUUAGUUCUUGUCCGGCCCUCAAGUGUUUGGGAGAAUAGAAUCAUAGGAUCCUACGGCUGGAAGGGUCUUUAGAUGUCUUCUAAUCUAGUCCAACCCCCUGCUGAAGCAGGAGACCCUACACCACUUCAGACAAAUGGCUGUCCAAUCUCUUCUUGAAAACCUCCAGUGUUGAAGCACCCAGAACGUCUGGAAGCACGUUGUUCCACUGGUCGAUUGUUCUCACUGUCAGGAACUUUCUCCUUAGUUCUAGGUUGCUUCUCUCCUUGAUUAAUUUCCACCCGUUGCUUCUUGUCCUGCCCUCAGGUGCUUCGGAGAAUAGAUGGACCUCCUGUUCUUUGGGGCAGUCCGUCAGAUAUUGGAACACUGAUUCACUCCAGACUGACCACCUUCUCUUGGAAACGGUCAGAUAGGGCUUCAGGAAUUCUGGGAGAAGUCAGUCCUGUGCCACUUUCUUCACUGCAAAGAUUCCAAGCUCAGCCCCCUCUUAACACCUCCUUCCAGUCUAGCUGGAGAUGCCACCACAAGUACGUUUGGACCUUCUGAGGAAUGAUCUAGAUGAAUUCCCUUCUCUUUGAACCAGCAGUCCUCUUUCCAUCAGCCUCUCUCUCAUCUCUUAGCCCCUCAGAAGGGUAACUUAGGUGAGACGGUCAGGGUAGAAAUGUGAUGAACAAAUAAAUAAAUAGGAAUUAUCCUUGUUCUGAUGGGCUUCCUUCCCUUCCUGCUAACAAGAUGGAUCAAACGUCCUUGCCGAUCAGUCUCUCUAGAUACCUACGGAGCUCUUGAAUUUUUAGGUUAUCUUGACCUUGGAUUUCCUUGUCCGCCUUGGGGAGCUGUACCUAGUCCUGAGGACCCUCCAUGCAGAUAUUUUUAGAUAUCAAAGUGACCCUAUUUUUCUGGGGUCAGGGAUGCAUGAUCAUUUCAGCCUUAAUCCUUCCUUGUACAUGACUCAGACUCUUAGAUGGGUGAAAACUCGGGGCGUGCUUUUGAAAAAUAGCUGCCAAAUCUGACGAGGUGAGACAAGAAAUAUGUCUAUCAAGAAGAUGACCAAAUGUCACCUUUGCUGUUUUGUUCUUAGACCGUUCUCGGUCUGUAGCUGUAAGAGAGGAGGUGUUGUCAAAGUUUUCAUGAAAAAAAAAAAUUGUGCCACUGGGUGAGAGUGUAAGAAAAUGGCAACCGGUUGGGUUCAUCGUCCUGUCAGAUGUCGCACGUUGAUUCCAUCGAUGGACGAUGCCCCCAAACUACACAUUGGUUCACUGAAGGCCGCCAUCUUCCCUCUGGAUUGUCAUCAGUGGGAGAAAGUUCAGGUCCCAGCCAGGGUAUACAACGUCUUGAUAUGGAGGUUCUAUUUAAGGACAAAGGCUCUUCGUCAUCUCCAGAUCAAUAAUCUACAUUUAUUGAACACGGAGAGAUGCUGUUCUCGUUGAGGAAGGCGGACAGUGCAAUCUCAACCUUGGAAUGGAUUAAAAUGCAACGUCCGAUUUCUUUCUGGAUUAUAAUCCGGACCCAACAUUGCUGAGGUUUCCAAUGGUUCUCAACUUCUGUAUUGCAGGCAGAUGUUUGAAGAAAGAAUGUAUAUCUGGGCUUCACCCAUCCCAGCCAUUUGAUUUCCGUUACUGUAUUUCAUGAUGAGAUCAGUUGCCUUUCCUGUCGUUUUUUCAGAAUUGUUUCCUUGUUUUAUUCCAGCAGUUUAUUUUUUAAAAAACAACAACAACAUGAGAAUUUAGCUAGAAUUCUCCUUAGGAGAAAAUGAAACCCACCAUAAAAAUUGAGAUUUGGACUGCUAAUUAAUCCGAAUAUAUAUAUUGGGGGUUGGUUUUUAUGCACAGGAAGAAUAGACUACGGUUUGAUCCUCGUUCCGGAUUAAUGAACCAAAAAUGCAAGGCCACAAUGGCAAGCAAAACCUCCCUACAGGUAGUCCUCAAUUUAAGAACCAUUCAUUCAAAGUUACGGCGAGACUUUAAAAAGUGACAGCAAUCCCCAUGGUCCUGUGAUCAAAACGGAGAGGCUUGUCAAACUGACUUGUAUUUACAAUGGUUGCAAUGUCCCAGGGGGGGUCACACAAUCUCCUUUUGCGACCUUCUGACAAGCAAAGUCAAUGGGGGGGAGCCUGAUUCGCUUAACGACCAUGUUAAUCGCUUAAACCAUCGCAGUGACUCAUUUAACAAGUGCCUUGCUUAGCAAUGGAAAUUCUGGUCACAAUUAUAAGUUGAGGGCUAGUUGUAUGGUUGUUAAGUUGAGGACUAGCUGUAUGGCCUCCCCUUGCAAGGAAAUGUGUAUAUAGCAUUUUUCUAUGAUGAGAUAUUCAGGCAGUACCAAUAUAUGCCAACAGAGAAAUAAACUGCAUUGUUAUUUUGAUUUCUUUUCUACAUUCCAAUGUAUUCCCUUCACUCAAAUGAGUCUCUCUAUAGCGUUGUUUCUCAACUGAGGUAAUUUUAAGAGGUGUUGGACUUCAACUCCCAGAAUUCUCCAGGCCUGGCUAGAGAAUUCUGGGACUUGAAGUCCACACCUCUUCAAGGCUGCCCAAGUUGAGAAACAAGGCGCUUCUCAUUUUAACCUCCGUGUUCUCAUUCACCACAUUCCUGCUAUAAUCAACCUUGUGGCAUAAGAGAAAUAAAAAUGUCCGUUGGGAGGGAAGUUGUGUUUUCUGUGUUGUAAGUGCUUUUUUUUUUUUUUUUUGUAAAAAUAAAAAAAAUAUGUGGAGAGGACAACGAAUAUUAUAGAUAGUGUAAUAAACUGAACUUUUGCUUUCAUUUCUCGGUUUUAUUUUUAAUUCCCCCCCCCCCAUUCUUUGUAAUAAUUUCUUCGGUUCCUUUGUUUAAUUUUUCUUUCGUUUGUUUUGUUUUGUUUUGUUUCGGGGAAAACAGAGGGAAUUUUCGUGGGGAGCAGCAUUCCGCUUCAUCGUCUUUUACUUGUACAAAAUGAAAAAAAUUUUAAAAAGAAAGAGAGAGAGAGAGACUAGUCAUUCGACCGUUGAAAGAAGUGUACUUUUUUAUAAAUAAAAGAAUUUUAAAACAA
Molecule: messenger RNA, 10055 nt
Organism: Pantherophis guttatus
Lineage: Eukaryota; Metazoa; Chordata; Lepidosauria; Squamata; Colubridae
Gene: NECTIN1
Product: nectin cell adhesion molecule 1
Biological process (GO): heterophilic cell-cell adhesion; protein localization to cell junction; homophilic cell-cell adhesion
Cellular component (GO): adherens junction
Source: RefSeq, a predicted model, not a curated record